GCGGCUGCUCGAGGGGGCGGACCGCGCGCGGCAACUUUUGGAGCUGGAGAAGCAGCAGCGGCCGAGGCGGGCGAGCGAGCCAGCAAGAGCGGGCGUGACUGCUGCGGCUGCUGGCGCGAGCGGCGAACUUCGGGUGUUGCGCGCCUGCAGGCAGGCAGGCAGGCAGCGCUCCUCCCGCGGUCCCGGCCGGCCGAGGCAGGCGGUCCCUGCGGCGCUGCGGCUGCAGACCAGCGAGGCUCGGCGGGGCCCCUGCGAGGACAUGGCUGGGGGCGCCCGCGGGGCGAGUUGCUGGCUGGGGGCUGCUGCCUUGAUGGGCCUCCACUUCUGCUCCCUGUCGCUUGCUUUGGAAGUGUCGGUGGGCAAGGCUGCCAUAAUCUACGUGAAGAACGGCUCGGACGUGCUCCUGCCCUGCACCUUCACCACCUGCAUCGGUUUUGAGAAUGCGCUAUUCUCCUGGACCCGCAUCGUGAGCGGCAACUACACCGAAAUCUAUGGAGGGUCCAUCAAGAACAAAGACUCCAAGCCAGUCCCCUCCACCAAGCCCGAUUACGAAGACCUGGACAAGUACGAGAUGCCUGACGCCACCCACAAGGACAGGGAGUAUAACAUCUCCAUCCUGAUCCACUUUGCCGAAUUCUCGGACUCCGGGAAAUACAACUGCUUUGUCAAGAACCCCAAGGAGAAGAGCACGGGCAAGCACAACGCCACCAUCACCCUCAAGGUGGUCGUGGAGUUGGAGAAGGUGGACAACACCCUGACGAUGAUCAUCCUGGCGGUGGUGGGAGGCGUCAUUGGGCUGCUCAUCCUCGUCAUGGUGACCAAGAAGCUGACCCUCUUCAUUCUCAAGAAGACGCGGGAGAAGAAGGAGUGCCUGGUCAGCUCCUCAGCCAACGACAACACAGAGAACGGGCUGGCUGGCUCCAAAGCGGAACAGAAAUCUGCCCCCAAGGCCUGAAGCCCCAGCCCAGGAGGAGGAGGAGGAGGAGGAGGAGGAGGAGGAAGAGCGGAUGUCCCGCCUGGCUCUCGAGUGCGAGGCGGAAGAAGCCGCCGCGGGGAGGGGAGGCGGCAGCGGCAGCCCGAGGAGUCUUUGCUGCCCAAGCUUGAUGCUCGAGACACGGCUAUAUCACACCGCUACCUGCAACCAACGCUGCUGCUUCUGAGAACUGACGGGGAGGAGGACCCUUUUGGGCGGGCAGGUGGGGAGGGGCUCUGUGGUCAGGAGGGCGAGGAAGCCCCACUGCGCCGGGUGAGCCUGAAGAUGGGCUGGGGCAGGAGGGGGGGCAGCGGGGGGGCACCAUGCCAGGACCUGGCUCUCCUCCGGGACGGUGGGCGUGGGCAGAGGGGCCCUCCUCUUCAGCCCAGCUGCCUCGGGAGCUGGAGCCUCCGUGCAGGGCCAAGGGUGAGGGGCCUGCAGCACCGCUUGGGGCCAGUCACCUCUGCUUGCACCUCUGCUGGAGGCUGCUCGUGGCCCUGCAGCCUGGGGGCGGCAAGAGGCGCUGAGCACCGCUUCUUCGGCUUCAGGAGGAGGGUGUGGUGAUGCUGGAGGGGAGGCAGCAGGGCGGCCCCUGCGUGUCUUAGGCUCCAGGGGGGCACAGCGCCCUCUGCUCCUCAGGAGGAGGUCGGCCUCCCCUCCACCCCCAGCAGCUCUUCCCCCGCCAUGGGGCAGCCCUUCUGCUCUCCAGCCCCUCCCUUCGAGCCCUGCGCUUGCUGUCCUGGCCCUGGCCUCUUCCUCCUGGCCAGAGGAGCCCCCCCGCCCCCCCGCAUCAACUUCCCGUCUGGGCUUUGUUAUGCAGGGCAGGGUCCCCCCCCCACCCCGCGCCACCAGAGCCUCAGAGGGAGGGGGGCCCUGGAGGCCUGCUAUAUCUUUGACAGUAAUGUAUGUAGCUUUGGGUAAGGCAAGAGUUGCAUAGAGAGAGAGAUAUUCAGCAUUGGCUGCAGUGACGGAUGAUGAUGAUGAUGAUGAUGAUGAUGAUGAUGAUGAUGAUGAUGGCAAGAAUCAUAGUUGCAGCAGCACAGACAAACCUCACAUUUCACUCACCAGACCUGAGGACGUCCCUCCUUCACGCAGACAUCCCUGCUUGUGCUGACUCACCUUGGAGUGGGCCAGACUCCAAGAACGAGUUGGGCUUGGGCUUGGCCAGGACAGAGGAGUGUGUGUGUGUGUGUGUGUGUGUGUGUGUGUGUGCGCGCACACGUCCUGGCUGCAGAGGGAAGCUUCUCGGCUUCACCUCUCCCAAAGGGCCUCCUUCAGAGUCCCACUUCCAAGGAGGCCUCUUCCUGGCACCCUUCUCCUGAUCACCCCACCGCGGGAAGGUGGGUUUCCUCCGGGCCAGGCUGGUCCCAGGAGCUCAGGCUUGGGCUGCCUGCCAUCUCCGCAGUCUCUCAGGACGCGCCUCUUUCCAGGAGGCCCCUCGCCCCCUUGCUGCUUCUGUGGGGGGCAGGUGUUGCUCUGCCUUCCGUAGGCGACUUUCACGCCGGAGGGAACAUGCCUGAGCAGAGAGUGGAGGCGGCGUCUGGAUCUCAGCAGAACGCCCUCCUCUCUCUGGCUUCGGAGGCCUCAUGACUGGGACCCUGACUGGGGUGCAGACUUCCUGACCCCCUCUAAGCACAACCGCUUCUGCCCCUUGGAGGAGGCCGCUCUUGCUCUCUCCCCGCUUGGCCCCAGCCCCCCCCCCCCCGCGCGACUGGCCUGCUGCUGCGUCUCCAUCCCUGGCCUGUCUUGCUCGCUCUCUUCCUGGGCUCCCUCCCAGCCCGCAGAGGGAAAGCAGGGGCAGGCGGCUGGGCCCUGGAGGCGUCAGCCCAGGCUUGUCAACACUGACAGGCAGCAACUUUCCCAGGUUCCACUCAGGGGUCCUGCCUAGGCCUGCCUGGAGAUGCUGCCACCAGGGAGUGCACCUGGGACCUCCUGUGGGCCAAGCAAAGGCUGCUGCGCUGCGGUUCAGGAGCAGCUCCAAAGCUGCCAGCAAGAGAAGCCCUUUACAUUGGGGGGGGGGUGCUUGUGGCAGGGUGGGGCAGCGGCAGGCCCCGAGGCCUUGCCCCUCCAGCAUCACCCGGGAGUCGGCCAGAGAGCUGCCCUGGCGGCAGUCGGGCCCCGCUGAAGCCAGGGUUGUCUUGGGACCCCUCCCUGUGCCCCCCUUGGGAAGCUGGCCCAGCAGGUGGGUUCUCACUGGGGGUGUUCUGGGGACUUGGUGUUCCAUGUUGUCGGAUCUGGACCGGGGCGGGAGGCAGGAAUCGGCUGCCGCAGGGAGUCACUGGCCCAGCCCCUCGCGGACUCCUCGCUCGCGUGGGCCAAUGCAGACUCCACGUUGCCUCCCCCUUUCCCAGGGGGCUAGAAACUCUUCUUGGCAGACUUUGGGAUGCUGAGCAUUGCCAGCUCCUGCGCCUGCAGCCCCCCAGAGGCCACCUGCUGUUGUGCUGGGCGGCCACGACGGGCCAGUGGAGGAGGGAAGCCUAGCCACACGCACACACACCUCCCCCCCCCGUGCGCUAAUCUGGAUGCCUGCAAGUGCCUUUUCCUUUCUCAUCCAUCUCCAUCGGCACAAAGCUCGGAAGGGGAGGGCGGUGGAGCAGAAAGACCAGGGCGCAGCUCCUCCACGGGCCUUUGGGGUGGCGCUGGGGUCGCUCCAUCCCGACUCUGUGCCUCAGUCUCCCCAAGCGCACAUGGGGGGCAAUAAUAAUAUUCUCGACUACCUCUCAGGAGGGAGGGAGGGAGGGAGGCGGUGGUGGCUCCAGCCGGGAGCAUCCUCAAGGGCUUGGGGGGAGCUGCCCCGGUCUUGCUCUGGCAGCAUCUGGGCUGGCUGCUUGCUCUCCCCACCUCCCGCCCUGGCUUUGCUGAGGGGGCACCACGUCUGGGGGCUGCUGGGAGCCCUGCCCCCCCCCGCCUGGCCUGGGCUUCCUCCCGCUUCCCCCUCCCCGGAGGUCUGAACAGCAAUAACCAUCAAACCAAGGCAGACCGGGGGGGGCAGCCUCCUCGGGUCAAGAAAUGCUCUCCCCCUCCCUGCAAAACAGUGAAUCCAAAGAACAAGCCUCCUCCCCUCCCCCGCUUGCCUCCGGCCAGGUGGAAGGACUACCCGGCUCAGGCAGGCCUGGCAUGCUGCGGAUGAAGCGCCAGCCCCUGGGAGCCUCAGAGCCGCUCGGAGGGAGGGGGAGCAUUGCCCCCCACCCCGUGCCAUGGCCUUGCCAGAAGCAGCUUUUGUGCCAGGCCAGGCCUUGCUCCCGGGACACUCCUGCUGCCCUCCCCAGCUGUUGCGAGGGAGAGGGAGGGCGGCUGAGCCAAAGGCCCCCCCUUCAGGCUGCUGCCACGCCCCCUCCCCCUUUUGAAGCCUCCUCCGGGAGGAGAGGAGCGCGGAGGUUCUGCCACCUCUGGUCAGCCAAAGGCGCCUGCAAGCCCGUCGCCUGGCCUGGCCCGGCUUCCUCUGGAUGCCCGCCUGGGCUCAGGGGCGCCUCCUCCUCGGGCGGGGGGGGUUAUGCAGGGGGCUCUUGCUGUGGCCCCACCCCCAGGCCCGCCUGCACAAGCCGCUUCUGCCCCAAAGCCUCCCUCCCUCCCCCGGGGCCCUUCUCCCCCCCCAGAGGCAACUGGCGGAUGGCCCGGACUCUGCCUGCAUGUGUGCGCAAGUGGCAGGCUUGCGUGGAGGAGGAGGAGGAGGAGGAGGAGGAGGAGGAGGCCGGUUGCGGGGGCCACGCAGGAGUGCUGCCGCCGCUGCCUUGGAGGGCCCCCCCACUCCUCUCUUUUGCACUGUCUCCAGCUGUAGUUGGCUUCUUUGCCUUGAAUGAAAUACAAGUGUAUGUUUGCUACUACA
This is a messenger RNA of Hemicordylus capensis (graceful crag lizard), 4799 nucleotides long. It is a transcript of the gene SCN4B, whose product is annotated as sodium voltage-gated channel beta subunit 4. Gene Ontology annotation, cellular component: membrane; voltage-gated sodium channel complex. The coding region runs from base 260 to 955 and encodes 231 amino acids. The transcript has 5 exons. Gene Ontology annotation, molecular function: sodium channel regulator activity; transmembrane transporter binding. The record is from RefSeq and is a predicted model, not a curated record. NCBI's taxonomy places the organism in Eukaryota, Metazoa, Chordata, Lepidosauria, Squamata, Cordylidae. Gene Ontology annotation, biological process: regulation of ventricular cardiac muscle cell membrane repolarization; cardiac muscle cell action potential involved in contraction; regulation of sodium ion transmembrane transporter activity.